This is a messenger RNA of Sphaeroforma arctica JP610, 558 nucleotides long. RefSeq lists its product as hypothetical. NCBI's taxonomy places the organism in Eukaryota, Ichthyosporea, Ichthyophonida. The record is from RefSeq and is a predicted model, not a curated record. Bases 1 to 558 code for a protein of 185 amino acids. The transcript is spliced from 2 exons.
AUGAGCCUUUCAGCGCGUGUUCAUGGACUUCGCGGACCUCUCGCAAACGUCGGAGGGCUAUGCCUACCUGAUCUAUUGGUGGACCAACUGACGGGCAUGAUACUGCCCAAGCCUUUCGAUUCCAAGAGCAGCAGGAAGGUGAAGCGUUUUCUGCGGGAAGUGGUCCACUCGUGGGGUCAGCCUAAGACGUACACAGUGGACCAGGAUAUAAUCUUAGACCAUGGCAAUGGGGCGGCAGAGGCAGCCGUGAAGGUUUGGAUCCUUAAGUCCCUCACGGAGGACAUGCAAGGGGACUGGGUACAGGUUGCGUACCAGUUCCGGAACGCAUACAAUGCGCACAGACGGCCACGUUUACACGGGGGCACGCGCCACGGGCACCGUGAGUUUGCGCUGGACGAGCAGGUGAGGGUGCUGUUACAGCGGUCGGACACGGCGGCGGCAGUCAUCAUCGACGAUGUCACGCACGCAAAGGUCCAGUUAGCACAGGCAGCGCAGCUGAGGAGAGGUAAUGCGGUGCGUGAAGACGUGGUUGAGUUUGCUGAAGGAUGCUUGGUCUAA